UCUCCAGUGCUGACAAGCAGGGAGCAACUGUUUCCCCUCAAUACACAGACAUGACAGCGAGAGCACCGCAGCCAUUAGCCAAACAGCGGAGUAGGACGUACACAGAUGCUGCGUAAUUACCUCUAAUCCUGCUGUGGUUUACAGCUGUGUACGGCACCUCGCCUCCUGAUCCUAUAAACAGGGAACCUGCGCAUUUAUUCUGCAAAUUCAUGAUGGUGUUGAUGCUGAACUACAAUGAAAAAUGGCCCUUAAUAUCCACCGUACACUUACAGUAAGUGCUGGUGUCGCUAAAUAAAAUCGCUACAAUCUGCUUGUCAUGUAAGUAACAUGCAAUAGGCUGCACGUAACAGGCUCCCCGGAGCGACGAAGAUGGGAUGCAUCAGGGCUUGUCUGCAGAAAAUAAGACGCAGGGUGAAGCUGGAGCGGUUCAGAGAGCUGGGCCGACAGUAUCCAGUCUUCUGCUUUCUGCUGCUGGUCCUGCUGCUGUCUACUGUGCUUUUAAACAGGUAUAUUCACAUUAUGAUGGUGUUUUGGUCCUUCCUGGCUGGAGUCGUCACUUUCUACUGCUCUUUGGGGCCUGAAUCUCUGCUGCCCAACGUCUUGGUCUCCAUCAAACCAAAAACCAAGUCAUACCAACAAGAGCUGUUUCCACUGGGCCACAGCUGUGCUGUUUGUGGAAAAAUCAAAUGCAAAAGGCACAGACCGACUUUAUUACUGGAAAACUAUCAACCAUGGCUUGACCUGAACAUUCCCUCUAAGGUGGAUGCUUCUCUUUCAGAGAUUCUGGAGCUGGUUCUGGAAAACUUUGUGUAUCCUUGGUAUAGAGACAUCACAGACGAUGAGGCGUUUGUUGACGAUCUCAGAGUGACUUUGCGCUUCUUUGCAGCUGUGUUGGUCCGCCGGACCCAGAAGGUGGAUGUGGCAUCCCUCAUCACACAAAAGCUUCUUAAAGUUGCCAUGAAGCACAUUGAAAUAAUAAGCAAAGCAAGACAGAAAGUAAAGAAUGCUGAGUUUCUUCAACAAGCUGCCCUGGAGGAAUAUGGUCCUGACCUCCAUGUAGCCCUUCGCAGUCGUAGAGAUGAGCUCCUCUACCUCAGGAAGCUGACUGAGAUGCUCUUUCCUUACAUCCUGCCACCCAAGGCUACAGACUGCAGAUCUCUUACUCUCCUGAUAAGAGAAGUCUUGGCUGGUUCUGUCUUCCUUCCUUCAAUGGACUACUUGGCUGAUCCUGACACAGUGAAUCAUUUACUUUUGAUAUUCAUAGACAACUCCCCUCCUGAAGAAGCCAUGGAGCCCACUUCAACGUUGGUUCCUUUUCUACAAAAGUACUCGGACAUUCGCAACAAAAAGCCCUCUGUGCUGAAACUGGAAUUGAGGGAAAUCAGAGAACAGCAAGACCUUCUCUUCCGUUUUAUGAACUUUCUGAAGCAAGAAGGGGCCGUUCACGUGCUCCAGUUCUGCCUUGCAGUCGAGGAAUUCAAUGACAAGAUACUGUGCCCAGAGCUGUCUGACACAGAAAAGAUAAUGCUUCAUGAGGAGGUGAAGAAGAUCUAUGAGACGUACUGUUUGGACGAGAGCGUCGAUAAGAUCCGCUUUGAUCCUUUCAUAGUGGAAGAAAUACGCAACAUUGCAGAGGGCCCGUAUGCAGAGGUGGUGAAGCUGCAGACCAUGAGGUGUUUGUUUGAAGCCUAUGAGCACGUCCUGUCCCUCCUGGAGAAUGUUUUCACCCCAAUGUUCUGUCACAGUGAUGAGUACUUCCGCCAGCUUCUGAGAGGGGCAGAGUCCCCUGCCAGGAAUUCCAGGAUGAGCAGAAAUAGCCUCAGUUUGGAUGACAUCCGUUCCUGGGACUGGAGCCCCGAGUCCCCGUCCUCAAUGUUCACCGCCUCUGGCAGCUCUUCACCUGCAUCUUUUAACUCCCUCCAUGCCCAGUCCACGUUCACAACCUUCCCAUACGGCUCGCAAUCCCACCGCCACUCAUCACCCAAGAACACGUCAAAGAGGGGCGAGUCCUUUGGGAUCAGUCGCAUUGGCAGUAAGAUCAAAGGAGUGUUCAAGAGCACAACCAUGGAGGGAGCCAUGCUGCCAUCCCAUGGUCUUGUGGAGGGAGAGGACGAUAUGGUGGAGGAAGCCAUGAUGGUGCUGGAGGACGACUCCCCCAUGGAGGCAGCGUCCACCCCCAGCACCCCCCGAAACCUCUCAGCCUGGAACAUCACCAUCCCAUACAUUGAUUUUUAUGACGACGAUGUGAAGAGGGAAAGGAUUCCUGUGUUCUGUAUCGAUGUAGAGCGCAAUGACCGGAAGGCAGUGGGACAUGAGUCUGAGAACUGGUCUGUGUACAGAAGAUAUCUGGAGUUCUAUGUCUUUGAAUCAAAGCUCACUGAGUUUCAUGGCUCAUUUCCAGAUGCGCAGUUGCCUUCGAAGAGAAUCAUCGGUCCCAAGAAUUACGAGUUCCUCACAUCAAAGCGAGAGGAGUUCCAGGAGUACCUUCAGAAACUUCUGCAGCACCCGGAGCUGAGUAACAGUCAGCUCCUCGCUGACUUCCUGUCCCCGUACAGUAUGGAGUCUCAGUUCCUGGACAAGAUGUUACCUGAUGUGAACCUGGGGAAAAUCAUUAAGUCAGUUCCCAGCAAACUGAUAAAAGAGAAAGGGCAGCAUCUGGAGCCAUUCAUCCAGUCCUUUUUCAACUCCUGUGAAUCUCCCAAACCCAAACCCAGCCGCCCUGAGCUCACUAUCCUGAGCCCCACCUCGGAAAAUGAUAAAAAGCUCUUCAACGACCUCUUCAAAAACAACGCCAACCGAUCAGAGUUGACUGAGAAGAGGCACAAUCAGAAUUACUUCAUGGAAAUGAUCACCGUUGAAGGGCUGUAUGACUACUUAAUGUUUCUGGGCCGAGUUGUCUUCCACAUCCCGGACUGGCUGCACCACCUGCUAAUGGGUGGCAGGAUCCUGUUAAAGAACACACUUGAAGCCUACAUAGAUUACUACCUUCGGUGCAAGCUGAACCAGGUGGUCCAGGAGCACCGGCUAGUCUCGCUCAUCACCCUGCUUAGAGACACAGUUUUCUGUGAGAGCAGUGUGCCUCGAUCGGCCCAGGACAAGCAGAGGAGGGCGAAGAGGACAUUUGAUGAGAUGAGGACCUACAUUCCAGGUAUUCAUUCACUUCUUCCAGACUUUCUGGGGAAAUGUAUCGGAGAAGAGGCCAAGUAUGAAGGAGUACGCCUCCUCUUCGAUGGACUGCAACAGCCAGUUCUUAACAAACAGCUGACAUAUGUGCUGUUGGACAUCGCCAUUCAAGAACUUUUCCCUGAGCUAAACAAGCAGGUGCAGAAGGACACCGCUGUGAUGGCUCCAUGGAUGUAAAAUGAACACUUCAAUGGACAUGAGCUCACAUGCUUUCUAGGCAUUACACUAAGCCGAAACACCUGCAGAGACUUACCUAAAACAUGUAGAUCACCUGUUCAGUAUCUGACUUGGAUACAUGGCACAGCAAGAAGAUGAAACCCAAGGCUUCUCCAAAAUAAGUUAUAUAAAUAAAUGGUAUAACAGUGGUCCUUGUGGAAUUAAUCUGAACUAUAAAAGCCUGCAGUGUAAAAGUGUGCUGUUUGACAGCUGCAGUUGAUUGCAGUAAAACUUUGAAGAAAUGACUUGUUUCUACUAUUUCACACUGUGAUACUGUUGAACACACUGUGGUAUUGCCAGAGAUGUGAACUACUAAAAAACAUCUCGCAUCACAUUAUAGCCUGUAACACCUAUAGCUGGAAAAGCAGUCACCGUGGAACCAGUUUUACAGAAUCUAAAAGAGAACAACUCAUUUUAACUGCAGCCAAAAGUUCCGUCAAACUGCUUUUUUUGUUUUGAUUAUUACUGAUUUCAAAAUCAUUAAAAUCAGUCAAAACAGCAGACAAUAGCCUUUAAUCUAUUAAGCCUCCAAUGGCUAUUUGAUUGUUAAACUUUUGUGUGAUGGGUGGUGAUGAGUGAUACGUAUACGAAUGUAUACAUCCAAAUCAAACUGCUUUGAUGAUUUAGAGCAAUCAGUUUUUAUCAGUAUUUUAAAAUUGGUAGCCGAAAUGUACCCUUUUAGCAGCAGUUUAGUGUGUAGCUACAUGUUGCCUAGCAACGCAACAAUUUUUCAUUUAAAACAGAAACACAAUAUCAUUUUUUUUAACAGUAAUUUAAUUUCACUUUAAAGAAGGCUUGAGUUUUAGUUGACAAUUUGUCAACUAAGAUUAAAGAAUUAAUAAUAAAAAAGAAUCAUUAACAGCAGGACUACUAGUAUAAUAUAAACAUAUUGAUGAAUUGUUGUCACAAUGCCAUUUAUUUUUUUGAUACGUCAAAAAAAGAAUACCUGAGAAAAUGCCUUUAAUUUCCAUUUUCAAUAUUUAAUUUUUUCAGCGCGUGUUAAUAUUUCUGCAUACAGGAAAUGUUUAAAAAGGCAAUGGUCAUAACAAAACAAAAAACUGGCUUAUUUACAGAUCAUACAUACAAUGUAUCUGCUGUAGCAAAACAUUUGUUUCUGUAACUUGAUGAUGGACAUACUCAAAUAGCAAUAAUUCUUUAUAAAAAUAAUAUGUAUAGGCACAUUCAGGUGCAUGAAUACAUUAAAGCUUUGGCUUGUUUCCAUCCAUUUCUAUGAGUAAUAAAAGGCAGAGAUAUAGCAGUC
This is a messenger RNA of Perca flavescens (yellow perch), 4660 nucleotides long. Its product is annotated as sorting nexin-14. Lineage: Eukaryota; Metazoa; Chordata; Actinopteri; Perciformes; Percidae. Gene Ontology annotation, molecular function: phosphatidylinositol-3,5-bisphosphate binding. The record is from RefSeq and is a predicted model, not a curated record. Gene Ontology annotation, biological process: autophagosome maturation. The coding region runs from base 370 to 3360 and encodes 996 amino acids. Gene Ontology annotation, cellular component: late endosome. The transcript is spliced from 31 exons.